This is a messenger RNA of Rhizophagus irregularis DAOM 181602=DAOM 197198, 2064 nucleotides long. Lineage: Eukaryota; Fungi; Glomeromycota; Glomeromycetes; Glomerales; Glomeraceae. The record is from RefSeq and is a predicted model, not a curated record.
AUGGACUAUAAAGAAAGACUUACUCAAUUUGAAGAUAUUUUAAAUACAAAAAAUAUAGAUACUGAGCCUACAAUAGACCUUUACAAGUUUCGACAUUUAUGUUUUCGCGGCAUUCCUGAUAAACCGGGUAUUAGACAAUUAAGCUGGAAGAUUUUGUUAGGAUACUUGCCACCUGAUAAAAGAAAAUGGCAAAGUGUGCUUGAAGAACAAAGGUCAACUUAUUAUAGUUUUGUUAGGGAUUUGCUGGCAGAUCCAAGCGAAGAAGAAUUGAAAAAUCCAGAUGUAUCAUCGGAUGAUCAUCCAUUAAAUUCUUCACCAAAUUCAAAAUGGGCAGAAUAUUUUGCUGACAAUUCCAUACUAGAACAAAUAGAUAAGGAUGUUAGACGUACAUUACCAGAUCUUGCAUUUUUUCAAUUACCAGUACCACAUAGUCCUCUUAGCCCUCUAAGUCCAAAACUUGAAGCAAUAAAUCGAAUGAAUGGGGCUCGAUCACCUUCUUUACUUGAAACACUAGAUAUUAAUGAUGAUUCGACUAGUAUAAGUAAUUAUAGUGAUUCUACAUUGACCAUUCAUUCAGAAUUAGAUGCUGAAGUUGCUGCAUUAGAGGCUCAAUUAUCAAUAAUAUCUCAACCAUCAUCACAAUUCACAAGCGGAAACCUUUAUAAAGGUUUUUCUAGUAUGUGUAGUCCAAAACCUAUACCCUUGGAUUUAUACAGUAAUAGACCAUCAUCACCUCCACCACAACCUGCCGUUACACCUAUACCAACUCGUAGAUCUAUAUUUAAACGUGUGCAACAUUUGAAUAAAGAUUUUGGUGUGAGAGGAAAUAGUGCAAAUACAAGACCUUGUUCUCCUGCUUCAAGUUGUAAGUCCGAUGGAUCAAUUAUUCGUGAUGAUGAUUGUGAAGUUGAUUUACAUUGGGAAGCCAUUGAACGUAUAUUAUUUAUAUAUGCUAAAUUAAAUCCUGGUGUUGGUUAUGUACAAGGGAUGAAUGAAAUUUUGGGUCCUAUUUAUUACACCAUGGCAAAUGAUUCUGAUGAAGAAGGGAAAGCACAUGCUGAAGCGGAUUCAUUUUUUGUGUUUACAUUAUUGAUGUCUUUUAUUAGAGAUCAUUUUGUUAGAAGUUUAGAUACGGAUGAAGCAACCGGUAUUGGUCAUACUAUGAAAAAAUUAAAUAGAAGAUUAAAAACAUAUGCACCUGAUUUAUGGAGAGAUUUGGAAAGGAAAUCUUUAUAUCCAACAUACUAUUCAUUUCGUUGGAUAACAGUUAUGUUAACGCAAGAAUUUGCUUUACCUGAUGUUAUUAGAUUAUGGGAUAGUAUUUUAUCCGAUCGGGAUGAUGACUUUGAAUCAACGGGUGGUUUUGAAUUUUUGUUAGAUUUUUGUUGUGCCAUGUUAAUGUGUGUGAAGGAUGAAUUGCUUACAGGUUCAUUUUCUGAUAAUGUCAAACUAUUACAGAACUAUCCAAUUCAAGAUCCAGCAACGGUAUUGCGCAAAGCAUAUUCAUUAAGAGAAUUACGAUUAUUAGCAAAAUUAAAUGAUGAAGAAGAUGAUGAAUUAGAUGAAUAUUCCUUAACAAAUUUCAAAGGGGAAGAUUUUAAUUAUUAUUCAUCAUCAGGUAACGAAUAUUAUGAUAAUAAUGAUCCUUCCCCUGGAGACAGUAUACUCGAAACUAGCGGUUGCUUUCCUGUUGAGACCACUAAUACGAAAUUUUAUAAUAUACGACAACGUACAAGUAACAAUAACCAUCAUCUAUUACGUACUCAAGAAGUUAAAGUUAAAGGAUUGGCUAUGCUAAGAAAAGUACAAGGUGUCGUAUCUGGUCGUACUUCAUUAAAUAACUUUUCAACCUCACGUUCUUCAACCACAACAUAUUUAAGACCAAAUAUUACAAAGUCGAAUAUACUAUCAUUACAAUCGAAAACAACAAAUAACGGCUUAACGAGUGGACUAUCUUUACCUACUAAUUAUACCAAUAAUAAAGUUAAUAUUACUAAUGGAAUGAGUGGUUUCGCUAAUAGAUUAUCUAAUGUUUGGAAAAAAAAUAUUACUUAUACAACUUAA